CCCCCCCCUCACCACCACCACGAAGCGGCCCUUCGCUCCGCGUUCACUUCAAAGGCGCCGCCGCCGCCGCGUGCAGGAGCCGUCUCGAUCGUCCGAGCGCUGCACGAGAGAGCCCCCCCCCACUCGAGACGACUUCUAAACAAACUCGACAACAACAACAACAGCAACAACAACAACAAUAGACGGAUCCUUAGCGACGCGAGCGCAACUCUAGCGGCCCAGGCACGUGCGGUCAACACGACGAGGUCCUCGGCUGGGCGAGGAGCGCUGCGCUGUCUCGCGUCUCCCCUGCGGCGCCCCUUGUGCCCGUGAGCAGCGGCCCGAUGGACGCGGGCAGCGCGCUGCCCUCGGUGGAGCUCUCCAACGGGCAGACAAUUCCCAUGCUGGGCUUAGGCACGUCGCACUGGGGCGGCUACUCGCACGCGGCGGUGCUGUACGCGCUGGGCACGUGCGGCGUGCGGCACGUGGACACGGCGCGGCGCUACGGCUGCGAGGAGCGCGUCGGCGCGGCCCUGCGGGAGAGCGGCGUGCCGCGCGCCAGCGUGUGGCUCACCUCCAAGCUGUGGCCGGGGGACAUGGGCCACGCUGCGGCCCGCGCCGCCUGCCUCCGCUCGUGCCGCGCGCUCGACACCGACUACCUCGACUUGUACCUGGUCCACUGGCCCGAGGGGCAGCCGCCCCCAGGCCAGAGCCGGCGGGAGCUGCGAGCGGAGACGUGGCGGGCGCUGGAGGAGCUCUACUCCGAAGGCAUCUGCAAGGCAAUUGGAGUGAGCAACUUUCAGCAGCACCACAUGGAGGAGCUGCAGGAAGACUGUGACGUCACCCCGCACGUGAACCAGGUGGAGUUCCACCCGUACCAGCAGCCUCGCGAGCUCAUGUCGUUCUGCCGCUCGCGGGGCAUCGCCUUCGAGGGCUACUGCCCCCUGGCCAAGGGGCAGGUGCUGUGCGACCCCACGAUCCGGGCCGUCGCGCGCAAGCACGCGCGCACGCCCGCCCAGGUGUGCAUCCGGUGGAGCCUGCAGAACGGGGUGAUCACCAUCCCAAAGUCGACAAAGGAGGCGAGGAUCAAGGAGAACUGCCAGGUGUUCGACUUCAGCCUACCUGCGGAGGACAUGGCGACCUUGGAUGGAAUGCACGCGGGCAGGAAGCUCAUUCAUCUCACUCAGCCCAUGUGGCAGGGCUGAGCAUUUGGAGUGCUCUUCAGCAACCACUGCAGGACUCGACUUGAAUCGGCAAUAAGUGCGGCCUGCUAAACCACCACAAGGAGUCACAUGAAACUAACGGAGCAGUGGUAGGUUUUAUGUUGUUUUUUUAAAGAUUAAUUUCAAGGAUGAAAACAUGGGAAAUGUGCGUGGCAGCUGCGGUCUCUCAUGAGACGCGCGAUAACGAAUCUCCUCAUGCUCCAUAAUCCCAGACCAGGCUUUCGCUUGUGGGUACUCUCCGAGGUACAGUCAUUCAUAAAUGGUAAUAUGGCUUUAAAUAAGAGACCUGGUUCUGUCCUGGAUUGGAGCCCAGAGAUUGAACUUGGAUUAAAAUCAGCUGUGAAGGGGUUCUGAGAGGGACAGGGAUUCAAGUGAACUACUGCCGAGUGUGCCCAGCAGAAGAGCUUCGUGCUCCAGCCCUCACCGUUGUGCCUCGAUUACGCGCAAAUGCAUUUCACUUUUCUGUUUUUCUGUGAAGCAUAAACAGGCAAGUGGAUGACUUUCAGAGCUGGGGUGCACGUCUGUGAUGUCACCUCUGAGUUGUUGCUCAUCCUAGUGAGCGAGCGGCGAUGGGGCAAUGCGGUGGCAUCUACACUGGAAUGUGGCUCUGCUCUAACAGUUGCAACCGAAAUGGAAAAAAAAACUCAAACAUUUGAUUCUUGUUGUGCCUUGUUGAAAGUAGCUGCGUUGCGGUAUACUGUACGCGGCCGAUAAAAAAAAACAUGAAUGUGUAAAAAUAUUUCGCAAUCUUGUGACCCCGAGCAGCCGAUCGUGAGUUUAAACACAAUUCGUCAAAGGCAUCUUUGAGAAACGGCGCGAAUCAAAUUCCCAAAAUGUUGACUUUCCAGGCUGUAAAAUUGCAUCUGAAAGCAACCACAAACAUCACGGCUUGCAGGAGUCGCUGGAGAGAAACACUCUUCCUGACGCAAAUGUAUCCACGUAUUCAGAGAGCCCCAGGCUGCAAAAAUCGCCGUCAUGUCUGACUUGGUGCAUUGCAGUGUUGUUGUUGUUGUGGAGUGCAGUGUUUAAUUCAGAGCUGAUGCAAUGUAACCUUCUAUACAGCAUGCACUCCCCCGCUGAGGCCUUCUGAGAGAGCCGCAGUGCGAUGCAUUAUUAAUAAAGGAUUUGUUUGAAACUCACGCCGGGGACAGCUUUUGUAAAAAAAUAUAUUUAUUUUGCCACAACCUGAGCCGCUGGCAAGCGUGUUGUUUGUCGUGGCGAUAAACGAGCAGAGUGUUUUAUUGUGAAUUUUUGAAGUCCUUUUGUGGGGCUCCCUCGGCUGCGAGCGGAAGCUGUCUCAUAAACAAGGCCCGCGAAUAAGUGUAUAACGAAACAGCGUGCUUAUGAUGUAAGUGACCUCGAUCGGUGCUCUGGCCAAUCAACCUCGGAGAGAAGCUCUCGCCUCCGCCGUCGGGCUCUGAAAGCGGAGGAGCGAAUGCACCCAACGCAAGCAACUCAAUUCCACACAUCCCAGCACGGCACCCACACGCGCGCUGGGUUUCCGUAGUAAAUAGAAGUCUUCAUUUCGCCGAAUAUGUUGAACGACGCGCCGCUUUCCAACACAAAUAGUAUUUUUCCUUUACCAGCCACCACUGGCACCGCGCGCGGUGAUUUAUGCGUUGUUUUUAGAGUAGCGUCCGGAUUAUAAAUAUCUGCAGUGAGAUAUAAUCCAUCACAUUCGGCACAUUUCAAACUUAACUGCGUCUCGAAUGCAUUUGUCAACAUUUAAAAGAUUUGUACAUGUUUAUCCUGUUUGUGAGGAGGGAAACGUUUGAAAGGAAGUAUAAAUGUCGUUUAUUCCCUCUAUAUUCCAAUGUUUAAUCCAAUAAACAGCACAUUCAAACUAAAUCAUUAGAAACCCAGGAACAGGCUUAACAUUCACUUACAUGGGCAUGGAAAGACUUAGGGAAGGGGUGGCUCAGCGGGAGAGUGGAUCCCAGUUGGUAGGUUGCGAGUUCAAAUCCCGGUCGGGGAUUGACUCGGGCCAUCGUCCCCCGCCGCGUGAGAGACGACGAGGACCACCUGGUGAGGAAGCCAACGGUCGUUGUCCUGUGGAUGUCCUUGCCCCCAUCGUAGGAAUGUGGAACUUCCACCACUGGCUCAGGGUUGUAAACGGGAGACGAGCUCCAAUGCCGCAAUGAACAUUCGAUCACGAAAUCACGUUGCCUUGAGCUUUGGCUGUGGCACUUAUUGAGGUGGUUGGGCCUACGUGUAGGCAUGUUGGACUUCUUUUGCACCGUACGCAGCCAACCGUGCUAAUCGGAGGUGCAGGAGGACUAAACACAAAAACGAAUUUCUCAAGAAAUUAGUUAUCAAUCUAAAUGACUUAAAAGUUGCUUCCUAAUAUCGGAAGAGCGUUCCAGACGGCCGCAGAAGCGCAUCUGAAAGCGCCACGCAAUGCAGUAAGCACCCUUGUUCGAUGGCCAGCGAGGACGAGCGGAGUUCGCGUGGUGAUUGGUUUAUGCUCCGUGACGAGAUCAGGGCCUGUACCGUACAAGCCAGCCAUCGUUUCCCUCGUUUCUGCCGUUCUGGUCCACUCACAAAACAUCUUCAUCUGGCUCGAUUCCAAGUAGGGUCGGGGUUGAGGUAAUCGGUGUUUUUUGUCGUACCUCGAGUCAGUGAGUGCACUUGAACGUGUGACAUCACCCGCAAUAAAAAGGGGUGACCGUGGCUGCUGCUGAUGAUGGUGAUGAUGGUGAUUAUGAGACUGCAGUGCAGUGCCAGUGGCCUGCAGCAUGAACGACGACCACAACGCCACCCUCCCAUCCCCUGCCAUCUCGUGCCAGCUGCCCUCCAAGAACAAUUUCACCCCGCUGCUCAUGACGAAUGAGCAGUUUGCACAACAGCGGGCAGAGCGAUGUGGGCAACUCGACCGCAGCAAGUGUGCGCUUGGGGGCACGGUUGGCUUAAAUUGCAGCCAUUCUCAGCUGCCCACCCGAACUCCCUGGGCCUCUGCCACAGCCUCCUGCCGGAGGUCCUCUUGCGUCUACACGCGGCCUUUCUGUGCGCCAAGCUGCUGCGGGCGGUGACAUCGCCACUUUGCGGGCAGUGAUGGAUUCAUCGCAGGGUGUGUGUGUGUGUAAAACUGCCAACAAUAAUCAUCCGUCCCUGUUGGAAUAAAUUGGAAAAUGUAAAUGUGUUGCCCACCGUAGCAAAUACACAAAAGAGACUGCACAUAUGGUUGUUGCUAUUUUGGCUUUCAUCAUUAAUAGUAAGGGAAAAGUGUAUAGCAUAGUAAAUGUUUAACUUUGGACGAUCCUUGAGAAAAUGUGCACCCGAACAUUUGGGUCCACCCAUUAGCAUUUGGUCACAGCAUUCAUCACCAUCAUCAGCCAUGAUC
Messenger RNA from Lethenteron reissneri (Far Eastern brook lamprey), 4542 nucleotides. RefSeq lists its product as uncharacterized. The record is from RefSeq and is a predicted model, not a curated record. Lineage: Eukaryota; Metazoa; Chordata; Hyperoartia; Petromyzontiformes; Petromyzontidae.